This is a messenger RNA of Dryobates pubescens (Downy woodpecker), 639 nucleotides long. RefSeq names its product UDP-N-acetylglucosamine transferase subunit ALG13 homolog. Gene Ontology annotation, biological process: dolichol-linked oligosaccharide biosynthetic process. Bases 107 to 604 code for a protein of 165 amino acids. NCBI's taxonomy places the organism in Eukaryota, Metazoa, Chordata, Aves, Piciformes, Picidae. Gene Ontology annotation, molecular function: hexosyltransferase activity. The record is from RefSeq and is a predicted model, not a curated record. The transcript is spliced from 4 exons.
CUCAGACCGGCGGCCAUUUUGGAGGCGCAGCAGCGAGCCGGUGGUGCGCGGCGCCCUCUGGCGGUUUCUGUCUCGCAGAGCCGCUGUGAGCCGCCGCCCGGCGGCCAUGAAAUCUGUUUUCGUCACCGUGGGCACCACCAGCUUCGACGACCUGAUCGCGACGGUUUGCUCCCCGGUGACCCUGCAGCAGGUGCUGCAGAGCCGCGGCUACGAGAAGCUGGUGCUGCAGGUCGGGCGGGGCGAGCUGAACCCGGCGCUGCCCAGCAGCCCGCCCGUAGCGGUAGAAAUUUUCCGCUUCAAGGACUCGCUGGCCGAGGACGUGCGGAGGGCAGACCUGGUCAUCAGCCACGCAGGUGCAGGCAGCUGUCUGGAGACCCUGGAAGAAGGAAAACCACUAGUAGUAGUAAUAAAUGAAAAGCUAAUGGACAACCAUCAGCUUGAACUGGCAAAACGGCUCCACAAAGGUGGGCAUGUCUUCUGCUGCAAUUGCAGCACUCUUGUGGAGACGCUGCAGUCAAUGGAUUUGUCAACUUUGAAACCUUUUUCUCCUGGACAGCCAGAAAAGUUUGCUUUAUUCUUGGAUAAUGUUUUUGGGUUUCAAUAAACAAUGUCAGAAUAAAACCUUUCUCCUCUCCUAUU